UAGCCAGGUAAACUUCCAAACCUAUUAUAUUUAACUAACCUGAUUUAUAAGCGGUCAAGUCCGUACGGUUCCAAUUUGGCCUAACUUGACUUUUCGAAAUCGCUGAUCAUGGGGAACGUUUUUAGCCAAAUCUUUUUCAUUCAGGCCCCGGCUCUCACGGAGAAGAAUUGUCCUGAUCAAACCGGACGAGUUUUUAUCGUGACAGGUGGCUACGUCGGCGUGGGUUACGAACUGUGUAAGAUUCUCUAUGCCCACAAUGCCACCGUCUGGGUUGCAGGCCGCUCCGCAUCAAAGGCCGAGAAGGCCAUUUCGAGUAUCAGAGAUGCUUCACCGUCCAGCAACGGUCGCGUAGAAUUUCUUUAUCUUGAUCUGUCUGAUCUCAAAACUAUCAAACCCGCCGUCGAGUCAUUCACUGCUCAACAACAACGCCUUGAUGUUCUUGUGAAUAAUGCCGGUGUCAUGUUCCCUCCGAAGGGUAGCAUUGACGCGCAAGGACACGAGUUACAGGUAGGCACCAACUGUUUGGGCCCGUACCUGCUCUAUCAGCUUCUCCUCCCCCUCCUUACCAAGACCGCCUCCACUUCUCCGACGGCCUCCGUGCGCGUCACGUGGGCCGGCUCCGUCGCCGUGCACCUAGCCUCACCGCAGCCACAAGGGAUGAUUAUUAAUGAUGAUGGUUCACCCACGGAUCAAGGAGUGAAACCCAAUUACGGUCAGACCAAAGUUGGCAACGUCUUUUUCGCGCGGGAGUUCGCCAAAACGACAUCCCAGACCGGUGUUGUACACGCGGCUUUCAACCCGGGCAACUUGCGCACGGAGCUGCAACGGCAUUGGACAGGUCCGGACCAAUGGAUCGUUGACAAAUUAUUGCUAUACCCAGCUAUCUAUGGGGCGUAUACAGAACUCUGGACAGCACUCACUCCUGAGUUGACACCUGAUAAGAGCGGUGCCUAUGUUUAUCCUUGGGGAAGAUUUGGUAGUCUUCCGGCAGGCGUCGAGACUUCGAUAAAAGGAGAAUCCGAAGGCGGAACAGGAGUCGCAGCUAAAUUCGUGGAAUGGUGUCGUAAGCAGACCGAGGCUUUCGCGUAAAAUCGAUGGAAUGAGUACGGAUUAGUUGGUAAUGAUUUGUUAUCUACCUAAGUACCUAGGGGUACUCAGGUACUCAAUGAGUGUCUUAUUAUUGUCGUAUCAUUAUGGUUGCGUUUGGGGGCUUUUGGUAAACGAACUAAUUAAUUUGAUGAUUAUGCGGUUAGCUGACCAACAUGUAAAUGUGGCAUGGUGAUACAGCAGUAAGGCUGUGAGGUAGCUUUACUUUUUAAAAAGCUGUAGACGUCCAUGCGGGGAGACUCCUUGCUGUUCCCUUCUCUAGAACCAUAUUUGAUCCCUUUCUAAUAGUGUUG
Messenger RNA from Daldinia loculata, 1400 nucleotides. Its product is annotated as NAD(P)-binding protein. The coding region runs from base 109 to 1089 and encodes 326 amino acids. NCBI's taxonomy places the organism in Eukaryota, Fungi, Ascomycota, Sordariomycetes, Xylariales, Hypoxylaceae. The record is from RefSeq and is a predicted model, not a curated record. The transcript is spliced from 4 exons.